AUGUCAUUUCUCCCCUCCUUCUCCUCCCUAGGAGGCUCCUCCCCCUCGUCCACCUCGACGAUUGGCUCAUCUUCGCAAAUCAUCUACAAGCCCGCCAGCUUAUCCUAUUUCACCAUCUUCUGCCCGGCCCUAAAGCCGCCGAAGCACAAGGCAGCGGCCACUGCCGACACCGCACAGCAAGAUGACACUGAAGAAGAGGACGAAGAUGCUCGCGAGACGGCGCGCGAAGCCGCUCAGAUCCUCUUCUACACCAGUCGAGCUCGUGCAGCACUAAAAGACCGUAUGCUACGUCAGAUAGGUGUCGCCAAAGGAAUGAUCGAGUUUUGCAGCAUGGUUUCCAAGACCUCACCCGCAUCCACCUCCCCACACGCUUCCUCAAUCGAGUUUGGCGGCAAAGGCAGAAUAUGGAAUAUCCAUUCAAGCAAGCGUCGCAUGAUCCUGGUUGAGGUGCAAUCUGGUCUUUGGGUACACGCCAGUAUCGACCUCCCCCAUACCACUCGCCCAACCCUCUCGUCCGAUCCCAAAGCAAAAAUGGCAAAAGAAUAUCACGAUUCGAUCCUUCAAGAUGCAUGGAUAGAAGAGAGCAUCCGAAGAGCAUGGCGCGAUUGGACCCUUCUCAAUGGCUGUCCAGCUCACAUACUCUCGCAAAGGACAGGAAGAGCAGGAUUGGAGAGAUCACUGGAAAAGUACUUUUCAGUAUGGGCUUGGAGCUGGGAUCUUGAACUGGCCACCAAUGCCGAUGUUGCACAGGAGAGAAGUUUGUUCACGGAAUGUGUACAGGGCUUUCCAGUCGUAGCUAGUGGACCGAGAAGCAAAUUGACGCAGCUGAUGCAGACUGAGGCGGCACAGCGGUUGAGGGAGGGAAAGCAUGGGAGGAGGGAGAUGGUGGUGUUGAAGGAUACACAUGUACUUUGGCCUGCCACUGACGCUGGGUGUUUUGACCAUGAGGAGGAAAUAGAAGAUGGGCAUAAAUCUUCACAGGGCAUCAUGGGGAGAAACAGCUCAAAGGGUUUGAAGCAAAGUCAGUCACAGCAGCAAGAAUCGCAAUUGAUCGACCCAGCAACGAAAGCGGAACUUCUCCGUCGAGUGGUCAGCCAUCUCACAGGUCUGCAAAGGGAAAGGGACCUUAUUCGAGCAGCGUCUGUUUCGAGCAACAGCGAUGCUGGACGCAGAAGAGGCACCUCAGGCGCCAUCCGUGAACGAGGUAGUAGCAAGCGCGAUACCCGCGGUCUGCUCUCCACUAACACAAAUAUCGGUACGAGCAAGAAAAGGGUGGUAUCAUCGCCGAUCAUGCAACAGCGUUCUGCCAGUGCUUCCAGUUUCGCGUCUUCGACGACAACAGAGUCGAAUAGAUGGUCGAAUUGGGGGAGCGUGUUUGGAUUGGGCAAGCUUGGCUUUCGUGCUGGUGCAGCCGACUCAUCCCUUAGAAGCGAGACGACUGCGGGAGAUAACAGCGCGGACGCUGCUGAUGCAUCGAACAUUUCGAUCCUUACGUCGAAUGCCAGCGGAGUGGAAUCAAGGGCGACUGCAGCAGCUCGACAGGGCGACGCUCCAACUAUGUCCUCCCCUGUCGGAGCUCCAACGAAAACGAACGAUACUACAGGUGCUGCAGAGGGAGGAGAGGCCUCAACAAGCCCAUUACAAGUCUUUGCACCGAUCCAAGAAGCUGGAGGCAAGAUAUGGACCGGUGCCGAGCUGGCCUUUCGAGGAUUAGGGGCUUCAUUGGGGCUUGCAAACGCAUCUGCUUCAGCCUCAAGCACGGACGACGAUGCGACACCCGCAAAGACGACAGAGCAAGAGGGCGACAUUUCAGAACGGGAGAGAUUUGCCGACGCUUCCUUUGACACGAAUGGGACAGGUGCCGACGCUGAUGCGAGCGUGGUGACGAAGGUGUCGGUCCUGGAGCCGGAGGUAGAUGUCAGUGAGCUGGCCGAGGCGUUGGGUGUUGAUGAGGAGGAACUGGCGGAGCAAGCUGGCGGAGACGCGCCUUGUCAAUCCAGCGAAGGCGCGGAGGAGCAGGCUGCUGCAAAAUCUGUUUUCGUCUUCGGAGCUUCUUACCCGAAGACAGAGAUGAAAGCUGCAGCCCUGAAUACAUCGAACGACGAUCCUAUGGCAUCCUCGGACGACACUCAGCUCUGCGCCGGCUGGGAUGGUGCGUCGAUCAAGACAAGUGCCAGCGCGAAAGCCUUCCCCUCGAUCUCUGUAACAUCUGCGGCAUGGUACAACACCAAAGCCCUUGGAUCAGAUCCAGCGGUCACCGCAAGCUCACCGAAGUUGCCUUGGGCCGCGAGCAUGUUGGCCACGACUUGCAACUUGAACGCCAAGGCAACCAAGGAGGAAUCUGCUGAAGCACCCGAUACAUCGCUAGGCGGCAUUUCUGUUUCUUCUGAGCAUCACGACUUUGAACUAGACGGAUGGGGAUACGAGCAGCCCCUCGCCUUGCAAUCGUUCCGAUGCUUUGUUGGAGACAGCGACCUGGCGAUCUCGUACGAAAGUCUGGCACUGCUACAAGAAGAGAGAUUCGAAUGUGGAGAGUAUCGAGUGUCGUUUACCACUAGACGGCUGCUUACGCUGGUGCUGAUAGAGAAGGUGGCGCCCACUGUCGGAUCGACGCUGGAGAUGAAGGGCAUCGAUACAGCGGAGGUGCUGGAUGAUGCUUGGCAAGUGUUGCGACGUACUCAGAGGAUUCUCAAUGACUAUGAUCGACUUGCACAAGUAAAGGUGCAAGAAGAAAGGAGUGUAAGAUUCCUGCACCUGGAUGGCCAGACUCUGACCUAUCAAUCCUCGCUUGAGAAUAAGGUGGAGGAAGAUGUGCAAGUGGUAUCAGAAGCACACUGCGUAGGAGCUAUGGAACUGAUGCACAAUCACGGAGUGGUCGAAACAUUUGCUAGGAGUAGCAAUGGGAAGACUUGGACUGCUAGUCGUAGGGGUAAACCUGCCAGGAAGGAUCUGGAUGACGGUGAGAAGGGCGAGAGCAAGUGGAAUCAGACGUAUAUGGUGCUGGCGGGCAAGAAAAUGAGUAUUGUCGAUUGCGACACUGAACUGAGACGGUUGGCUAAUCAGUAUCCCUCCUUUGGCAUAUGA
This is a messenger RNA of Ustilago hordei, 3084 nucleotides long. RefSeq lists its product as uncharacterized. Gene Ontology annotation, cellular component: intracellular membrane-bounded organelle; Mon1-Ccz1 complex. Bases 1 to 3084 code for a protein of 1027 amino acids. The record is from RefSeq and is a predicted model, not a curated record. The transcript has a single exon. NCBI's taxonomy places the organism in Eukaryota, Fungi, Basidiomycota, Ustilaginomycetes, Ustilaginales, Ustilaginaceae. Gene Ontology annotation, biological process: vesicle-mediated transport.